UUUAACACUUUUUCUUUCCGCAUUACCAUUUUGACGUUUACAUGAAUUUAUGCAAUGCAUUCUUAUACUAAACAGUAGUCAAGCCUUUAUAAUGUAGGCCGUGACACCGUGCCACAUGCACACACUAUACUAUGAUAGAGGAUCGUGAGCUAUAGUGCGUGCAGUGCACCGUAGGGUUUCAAGUAUAGUUACGUAUAAUUAGAGCAAGCCGAUUGACCGUGACACCUCUCAGUCGUGUCUUUGUCUCUGUCAUACUUGGUUAAACCUGAUGACUCUCUUGAAACGGUGUCCUAGAUGUUUGCACUUUCUCCGUCAUUGUCCUAUUCUCCAACUCUGCAUGGAACUACGAUGCGAAACCCUUUGAAAAAUCUUCGUCAUCGUGGAGCCUCUUCGACGGAUGAUGGAGAAUCAAAAAUAGCUUGUGGAAUUGCUAACAAUAUCCAUUGUUUAUUUUAAUUACACGUGUUUCAAGAGAGGCUCUGGUGAUCUCCAGCGAAGGGAUUAUGUUCAAAGCAGAGCCGUAGUCACUGUGGUCGGAGGAAAUCUGAGGAUUGAAUUUUAAAGGGAAUAUAAUUAUUAUAGUUAGUAUAACUAUCUACCAGCUUUGAGUAAAAGACUGUGUCUAGUUUUCCUUAAAAAGGAUCGGUAGUAUGAUUUAGAAAUGCUCAUAGAAUGGAUAUCAAUACGAUUGUAAAAUGACAUGAUAGUGAAAGACCAAAAAAAAUGUUAUACAAUAUUUUUACAUUGACAACAGUCAACUCUGAAAACUUUUAAAAAUAUUGUAUUACUUCUAAUUCCUUUUAAACAAGAAAUCACAUAUUAAUUGAAAUAUAAAUUGAAUUAUAAUGGUGUAUUGUCCUAGGAUUAUUGAUAUAAAAAUAUUAAUAUAAUCCUUGCAGUAAAGAUGACAGCUUAAUUCAAUAGAAUCAUAACAUUCAUACCGUGGAGACUUUUCCUGUGAUAAUAUGAUAAUUUAUCGAGGAUAUAAAAAAGGGAAAUCCAGAAAGAAUAAUGAGGACUACAUCCCUAAGUUUUUGCAAUGUAAUUUGAAAUAAACAAUUUCAAAGUGGUAACAAGAAACUUAACAAAAAUGGCAAAGAAGUCUGGGCCCAUCUGCCAGGCAAAGGCAACUCGUUGCCUGAAGGUUCCUUUAAAAUCAACAGAGCAGAUCUACUUAGUCUUUUUAAUUCCAACGCUGCUUAGUUGUAUCAUUUACAUUGUGCACUUCUCAUCCGAUUUGGUGGUAGCGAUACAGCAUUUUAGAGAAGAGCAUUCAGCAUGGGGAUGCUAUACGAUUGGUUUGAUGUAUGCUCCUGCUAUUGCAUAUUUUGGACUAACCGUCUCGAGACCAGACUGGUGGAUGACAGAAGAUGAUAAAUUGUCUAAGGGAGUCGUGCAAUGGUUUUUGCUACAAUUGUGUCAUCUUAUUGCAUUUCCACUAUUUGCACUUUACAGAUAUGCUGGCCAAAUAGUACUUGCAAUUGAUGCUAUUCUUCUAUCUGGACAAGAAAGGACAAAAACCUUAAACGUAGCUGCUGUACCAGCUGCCAUUGAAUUAUAUUUCUUCCUUCAAGCCUGGUUCCAGGCAGCGCCGCAAGCAGUACUGCAAACUCAUUUGCUGUUUCGACAGGAACAUAUCAUACGCAGUGCACAAUCUGUUACGGUCCACGUUCUGUGCAUCUUCAUGUCGAUUUUGGCACUUUCCAUACAGACAAUGUCCUUUCAAAGGUUUGAAAGCCAACGAGUAAAUGGUAGAAAGGUACCCUGGGCAAUGUGGUUAAAUAAGUAUCGCACUCAGGAUUUUGGAAGUUUAGGUGAAAAGAAACCAUUGCAAUCGACUGUACUACCUGAAGAAAAGAGUACUACAGAACAAACCACUUCUGAACAAAAUGUCGAGACGGAUUCCAAGGAAGAUCUAUUACCGGACAGACCAAGUAAUCCGCUGUAUCAAAAUCUCACCGAUGGAGUACCAGUUCUGGAACGUCAGAUUUCGACAACUCCUCCGUUGCCCCCUCGGAAUGUUCAGGUUACACCACCUCCAGCUCCUCUGCGAGGAAUCACAACGGUGACACCUCUUCCAAUACCAGAAAUGCCAGCACCCCCUCGACCAGACUCUGCACUAAUUUCACCGGAGUCUAAAUAUCUAAGUAAAGGAGCUUUGUUGCCAGCAGAACCAUCCGAAAGCCAGUACGAAAGGUCUCCAAGUUUAAGAGUGCCAACAAGAGUGUACACCACGAAGGGCCUCGAAGAGGACGAUCCCAUUGGCAAGUUUUUGGGCAUACUCUGGUGGUGGUUUUUUAUCGCACCCAGAAUAUUUUCCAUUGCUGUGUUCUACGAGUUUUACCCGGAAUAUUUGUUAAUAAUAGUGGGCCUGCAUUAUGUCAUCAUGCUCGCCUAUUUGUUCUACUACUCCAAGGAUUAUUGCGUAACAACAGUUGCCAUUAACCUGUGGCUUGGCAUGGUGUAUAUCUUUGGUAUAAUCGAAUAUAAAGUGAAGUUCAAGUAUGCAGAUCGCUGGAUUAUAUCCUACUAUGUGUUUAUGAUGUUGCAAAACACGUUUUUAUCACUAAUUUGGUACUUCUAUGCUGAAUGGGAUAGCUAUUGGUAUGCGUACAUAUUCUUUGCCACCUUCGCAAGUAUGGGACUUUGUAUAAUGUGUACUGUAGUGUAUUACGUUUUACUAAAGCCAAAGAAACACAGAGUGUAUGCUAGUUGACCCGACAAGCAAACAAGUAAUAUCAAACGAGUAUGUUUUAAAUGCAAAGCAUUGUUUGAAAAUGUCAAAAAUAUGUUACGCAGCCAAAGUUAGUCUUCGCGAACGUCUCUUCGUCUUUUAUCCAGGUAAUGUUUUUCUAGAACUUACAUCACUAUUUUCAAAGAUUCGAAGACUUGUAUCAUUAACGACGCUAAUUAUUUUCACAAAUACUGUCCAAAACAGAUUUUUGAAUGAUCGGUAUUACCUGUGAAUUAUAUAUUGUUUGAAUGAUAAUUAGAAAUUUCUCCUUAACAGAAAAAGAUAUGAAUAAGCUAUUUAAGAAAAAUAUGUAGUGAAUGAAUAUAGCUAUAGGUUAGACAUUAUAUAUAAUAAGACACGUACACUUUAUGUGUAAUAUAGCGAUCUUAUCGAUUCACAGGUAUCUUUUAUGGUCAAUGCUAGUCUUCACAAGUACUUUAUCACUUCUUCCAGUAAACGGCACGAAAAACUUAGUAAAAUAUUAAAGCGUUAAAGGAAGAAAUAAAAUCUUUGACAAAGGUAAAAAUGAAAGAAUGCAAAGAAAGUUAACCAAUAGCGUAAUCUAACUGUUAAAAGACUAAAAGAAAACGUGUUCCGUGGCUAGUAAUAGGUGGGGCAAAUACUUUUUGGAUUCUUCCAGUGAAGGAAGAAUGAACUUUAAGGAAAUUUAAAUUAUUCCUCACGGUAAGAAUGAAUGAAGUUGAGCUUCUUAAAAUAACAAUACGUAGAAUGAAAUUCAAAUUCAACGUUGAGGUCUCUACUAAAGGUGGAAAAGGUUCUUGCUUCACUUGAAACGAUCUCAUGUCCUCUAAAGUAAGUCCCAAUGAUUAUGAACAGAGUCCAAGUUAUAUACAGGUGUUCAAACAUUGAACUCGAUGGAUGCUGUAUGUGUUCAUAUUUAGAUAUUUAUUUGUUAUCUAACCGUUCAUAUAGUAAACACCAGAUGUAAGCUUAUGCAAAAGAUCCGCCGAAAAAAGACUUGUAAAUUUAGUUACUAAAUCUGGCAGCAGUCUCUUUUUAUCGUACCGAUAAAAAAUGUUAUUUUACUUAAUAGUAUGUACAGAAUUGUAAUGUACUAUAUACAAUAUAAAAGUCACUGCUCAUGUAUUGUUUUACACGAUUAUUAAAAUAACUCGAAACGAG
Orussus abietinus is the source of this 3877-nucleotide messenger RNA. RefSeq lists its product as uncharacterized. Gene Ontology annotation, biological process: phosphatidylserine exposure on apoptotic cell surface; apoptotic process involved in development; engulfment of apoptotic cell. The transcript is spliced from 7 exons. The record is from RefSeq and is a predicted model, not a curated record. Gene Ontology annotation, cellular component: plasma membrane. NCBI's taxonomy places the organism in Eukaryota, Metazoa, Arthropoda, Insecta, Hymenoptera, Orussidae. The coding region runs from base 1091 to 2716 and encodes 541 amino acids.